This is a messenger RNA of Abrus precatorius (Indian licorice), 1870 nucleotides long. Its product is annotated as guanine nucleotide-binding protein alpha-1 subunit. The transcript has 15 exons. Gene Ontology annotation, cellular component: heterotrimeric G-protein complex. Gene Ontology annotation, molecular function: GTPase activity; G protein-coupled receptor binding; G-protein beta/gamma-subunit complex binding. The coding region runs from base 692 to 1870 and encodes 392 amino acids. Lineage: Eukaryota; Viridiplantae; Streptophyta; Magnoliopsida; Fabales; Fabaceae. Gene Ontology annotation, biological process: adenylate cyclase-modulating G protein-coupled receptor signaling pathway. The record is from RefSeq and is a predicted model, not a curated record.
UUUGAAAUUGGCUUUGGCCUCUCUAUCUAUCUACAAAUCUACAAACUUUGGUCCUAAAGUGCAGCGUAGACUCUAAUUUCACAUUUAUAACUAUACACAUACAGUGUGCUUAGUGUAUUUUCCCAAGAAGACACAUAGAAAAGUGUUAUCGCUCUGCCCUUCCUGUCUCUGUCUUUGACCGAAGCCAAACCAAGGGGAAGAACCCUUCGCAGCUUUCGGCGCUCUUUUUCUUUAAUCUCUAUUUUCUUUCCCUCCACUCUUCACACAUUACUUCUUCUUCUUUCUUUUGUUUUCUGUACCCAUUAUCACCCUACAUAUUCCAUUAUUUUAUACAAUUAUUACCUUAAACUAAACAAAAAACAUUAAUUAUAUUUAUGUUUAUUAUUAUAUCUUCUAUUUGUUCCUCUCCUAUGUUGUGCAAUGAACCACCCAACUGAAGUUGUUGCUUUCUAGCUUUCACUCUCUCAACGCAUCAACCAAAUCAAGUUCCAUACCUUAUUAUUAUACCCUUUUGCUUCUUUUCAGGAGAUCUGUGUGAUUGGUGUUGGACUUGCAUAUUCAGAUCGAGAGCGGAUGUGUUAUUUUCUUUUUUUUUUUGGUUAGGUGAAAUCAAGCCCACUAAUUCAUGUAUGCAUUAGAGAAGGGCAUUGAAACACUGUGAUUUCUGGUGGAGCUUGAUUAGUCAUCUUCUAUGCUGUCUUUUGUAACAGAAAAUAUGGGCUUACUCUGUAGCAGAAAUCGGCGAUAUAAUGAUGCAGAUGCUGAAGAAAAUGCACAGGCUGCAGAAAUUGAAAGAAGAAUAGAAUUAGAAACAAAGGCUGAAAAGCAUAUUCAGAAACUUCUACUACUUGGAGCUGGAGAGUCAGGGAAGUCUACAAUCUUUAAGCAGAUAAAACUUUUGUUUCAAACUGGCUUUGAUGAGGCAGAGCUAAAAAGCUACCUACCAGUCGUUCAUGCUAAUGUGUAUCAGACAAUAAAAUUAUUGCAUGAUGGAUCCAAGGAGUUGGCUCAGAAUGAUGUUGAUUCUUCGAAGUAUGUUAUAUCCAAUGAAAAUAAGGAAAUUGGAGAAAAGUUAUCAGAAAUUGGAGGCAGGCUGGAUUACCCAUAUCUCACCAAGGAACUUGCACAGGAAAUAGAGAAUCUGUGGAAGGAUGCAGCAAUUCAGGAGACAUAUGCCCGUGGUAGUGAGCUUCAAGUUCCAGAAUGUACACAUUAUUUCAUGGAAAAUUUACAGAGGCUGUCUGAUGCUAAUUAUGUUCCAACAAAGGAGGAUGUUUUGUAUGCAAGAGUACGUACCACUGGCGUUGUAGAGAUCCAGUUCAGCCCUGUUGGAGAAAAUAAGAAAAGUGGUGAAGUCUAUAGACUCUUUGAUGUUGGCGGCCAGAGAAAUGAGAGGAGAAAAUGGAUCCAUCUGUUUGAAGGAGUUUCAGCUGUAAUAUUCUGUGCUGCGAUUAGCGAGUUUGAUCAAACACUUUUUGAAGAUGAAAACAAAAACAGAAUGAUGGAGACUAAGGAACUUUUUGAGUGGGUCCUGAAGCAACCAUGUUUUGAGAAAACAUCCUUCAUGUUAUUCUUAAACAAGUUUGACAUAUUUGAGAAGAAGAUCCUGAAAGUCCCACUCAAUGUAUGUGAGUGGUUCAAAGACUACCAACCAGUUUCAACAGGGAAACAAGAGAUAGAGCAUGCAUAUGAGUAUGUGAAGAAAAAAUUUGAGGAAUCAUAUUUUCAAAGCACUGCUCCUGACCGUGUGGACCGGGUCUUUAAGAUCUACCGGACCACUGCUCUUGAUCAGAAGGUUGUGAAGAAGACUUUCAAGCUUGUUGAUGAGACCUUGAGGCGGAGGAAUCUCUUUGAGGCUGGCUUGUUAUGA